GUGUUCCUUCGCAUACGGACCUCCUCCUCUUGAAGAAGAACAUGUUUGCGAAGACAACGAGGAGCUCAACAAUGAUAGUGUCUCUGCUGUCCUUUGGCCUUUUAUUUAAUUUCCAGAGCUCCAUUACGGGCACAGCAAUUGCCGAGGGCAAGACUAGUGUCCACAUCGUGUACCUUGGAGAGAGGGAGCACGAUAAUCCCGAGUUGGUCACAAGUUCACAUCAUGACAUGCUCGCUUCAGUACUGGGGAGCAGCAAGGAAUCAGCAGCAGAAAGGCUUGUCUACAGCUACAGGCAUGGCUUCUCAGGUUUCGCGGCAAAGCUUACGGAGUCUCAAGCACGGAAACUUGCUGAUUUUCCCGGCGUUGUGCGAGUCAUGCGAAACAGCCUUUAUCGGAUACAAACAACUCGGAGCUGGGAUUUCCUGGGCCUCUCCUCUCCUCCUGUUAACAAUCUGCUUUAUGAAAGUAAAAUGGGUGAUGGAAUUAUUAUAGGUGUCCUCGAUACAGGGAUAUGGCCGGAGUCGGAAUCAUUCACGGACAAAGGACUAGGACCAGUCCCGUCUUAUUGGAAUGGCACCUGUGAACCUGGGGAACAGUUUGAUCCGGUAAAACAUUGCAACCGCAAAAUCAUCGGGGCACGUUGGUAUGUCAAAGGAAUCCUCGCGGAGUAUGGCAGACCCCUAAACUCGUCAGGAGACACAGAAUUCAUGUCGCCCAGGGACGCAGUCGGGCACGGAACCCAUACUGCAAGCAUUGCCGCCGGGUCAUUUGUGAGAAAUGUCAGUUACAAAGGAGUUGCUCAUGGGACGGCACGAGGUGGGGCUCCACGCGCUCGGCUGGCUAUAUACAAGGUCUGCUGGAACGUGCUCGGGGGACAAUGCUCAUCUGUGGACAUACUGAAGGCAUUCGAUGAGGCAAUUCAUGACGGUGUACAUGUCAUGUCCCUGUCAAUUGGGUCCUCCAUCCCUCUCUUCUCAGAGGUCGAUGAUCAUGACGGGAUUGCAACAGGAUCUUUCCAUGCCAUGGCCCGUGGCAUCACGGUGGUUUGUGGAGCGGCAAAUGAUGGGCCCUCUGCUCAAACUGUCCAGAACACGGCUCCGUGGAUACUGACAGUCGCGGCAAGCACUAUGGAUCGAGAUUUCCAGUCUCUCAUCACGCUCGGGAAUAAUGAAGUCUAUGUGGGCCAAGCAUUAUACACAGGAAAGGAAAUCGGUUUUGCUAGCUUGGUAUAUCCCGACUUCUGUAGGGGUCUCACACCUAAUGUGACGUUAUUUGCGGGAAGAGUGGUCCUGUGCUUUACUUCUUCAGCUCGAAGAGCUGCCAUUACAAUCGCUGCAGCAGCUGUCAGACUAUCAGGUGGGAUUGGUCUAAUCGCUGCAAAAAGUCCGAGCGAUGGGUUAGCACCCUGCAGCGAUGAUUUCCCAUGCGUUGAAGUGGAUUAUGAGACCGGAACAAGCAUUCUGUAUUACUUCCGCUCUGAAAGAUCACCGACCGUAAAGAUAAGCCCGACUCUAACAGUAGUCAACAGCAAGUUACCUGCUCAUGUGGCCCACUUCUCUUCCCGAGGGCCCAAUUCCAUUGCACCAGCAAUUCUCAAGCCCGAUAUUGCAGCACCGGGGGUGAACAUACUGGCGGCCUCUUCUCCUCUUGAUCCAUUGUCCGCCAAUGGGUAUGCAAUGCACACAGGGACUUCGAUGUCGACUCCUCACGUUGCGGGCAUCGUGGCACUGCUCAAAGCACUCCACCUGGACUGGUCUCCAGCAAUGAUCAAAUCGUCAAUUAUAACAACAGGUUGGAAGAACCAUCCCACAGGUUUCCCCAUACAAGCUGCGGGAUCUCCUCAGAAGGUGGCAGAUCCCUUUGAUUAUGGGGGUGGGAUCAUAAACCCGAACGGGGCGGCAUGGCCAGGGCUAGUGUACGAUAUGGCCAUGACGGAUUACAUCAACUACCUGUGCCAUCGGGGUUAUAAUGAAUCCGACAUAUCCCGCAUUGUAGGGCAGCCCACAAUCUGUCAAGAUAAAUCACAUUCCAUUCUCGAUACAAACCUCCCUUCCAUAACAAUUCCAAACCUUGCAUCCUUGACAACGGUCAUGAGAACGGUUACAAAUGUCGGCCCCCAAAUGUCAACCUACUGGGCCUUGAUCGAGCCGCCCCCUGGCACGACAGUGACAGUGUGCCCUAAUGUCUUGGUGUUUAAUGCAACGGCCCAAAAGAUAACCUUCAAAGUUACGGUGAGACUGAUUUUGCCCAUCGUGGAAUCGGGAUACAUCUUUGGAAGCUUGAAGUGGUCAAAUGGGGUGAAUCAUGUCACCAGUCCUCUUAUUGUUAGAGUAGGAUUCUCUCAUCUCCAUUGAGGGUGCUUUGGCUGUAUGCUGUUGAUCUUGGUCGGAAAGCCGACUACAGAUUGAUAUCAAUAAUGGUUCAAGGGGUUUAGUAAAUCGAAUUUUCCUCUCCUUGAAGUUAGUUGCAAACUAUGGAAUCAAGUUUGGACAUUGAACUCCAGAUCAAUAAAA
Messenger RNA from Punica granatum (pomegranate), 2513 nucleotides. Lineage: Eukaryota; Viridiplantae; Streptophyta; Magnoliopsida; Myrtales; Lythraceae. The record is from RefSeq and is a predicted model, not a curated record.